Messenger RNA from Diceros bicornis minor, 2603 nucleotides. RefSeq names its product transmembrane serine protease 13 (gene TMPRSS13). Gene Ontology annotation, molecular function: serine-type endopeptidase activity; protein binding. Gene Ontology annotation, cellular component: membrane. Gene Ontology annotation, biological process: proteolysis. Bases 24 to 1532 code for a protein of 502 amino acids. The transcript has 13 exons. The record is from RefSeq and is a predicted model, not a curated record. Lineage: Eukaryota; Metazoa; Chordata; Mammalia; Perissodactyla; Rhinocerotidae.
GAAGCUUCACCCCUUGGGAGACCAUGGAAAGGGACAGCAGCCGGAAUGCUUCCCCAGCAAGGACGUCUCCAGCCUGGGCAUCUCCAGCCUGGGUGUCCCCGGCCCGGGCAUCACCUUCCAGGUCAUCGUCCGGCAGGUCAUCAUCUGCUGGGUCGGCCUCCAUGACAUCGUCUCCGACAAGAACAUGCCUUGUUAGGGCAACACCAGUGGGGGCCGUACCUGUCCGGGCAUCUCCUGCCAGGUCAGCGCCAGCCGCCAGGGCCACUGGGGAGAGCCCAGGUAUCAGCUUUCGCAAGUUCGCCUGGCAGGAGGGCCAGAAACGUUUGCUGCUCAUCGGAAGUAUCAUCCUCCUCAUCGCCCUCAUUGUGUCCCUCAUCCUUCUCUUCUACUUCUGGCGGGGCCACACAGGGGUCAAGUACAAGGAGCCAGCAGAGAGCUGCCCCAGGCACUCUGUACGCUGUGAUGGGAUGGUGGACUGCAAGCUAAAGAGUGACGAGCUGGGCUGUGUGAGGUUUGACUGGGACAAGUCUCUGCUUAAAGUCUACUCUGGAUCCUCGCAUCAGUGGCUUCCUGUCUGCAGUGACAGCUGGAAUGACUCCUACUCAAAGAAGACCUGCCAACAGCUGGGUUUUGAGAGCGCUUACUGGACAACCGAGGUGGACUACAGGGAUUUUGCCAGCAGUUUCUCAGUCUCCAAAUACAAUUCCACCAUCCAGGGAAGCCUCCACAGGUCUGAAUGCCCUUCCCAGCGGUAUGUCUCUCUCCAGUGUUCCCACUGUGGACUGAGGGCCAUGACCGGGCGGAUUGUGGGAGGGGCGUUGGCCCCAGAGAGCAAAUGGCCUUGGCAAGUUAGUCUGCACUAUGGCACCACCCACAUUUGUGGGGGCACGCUGAUUGACGCCCAGUGGGUGCUCACCGCUGCCCACUGCUUCUUUGUGACCCGGGAGAAGAUCCUGGAGGGCUGGAAGGUGUAUGUGGGCACCAACAACCUGCACCAGCUGCCGGAGGCAGCCUCUGUCUCCCAGAUCAUCAUCAACGGCAACUACACCGACGAGCAGGACGACUACGACAUCGCCCUCAUGCGGCUCUCCAAGCCCCUGACCCUGUCUGCUCAUGUCCACCCUGCCUGCCUCCCCAUGCAUGGACAGACCUUCAGCCUCAACGAGACCUGCUGGAUCACAGGCUUUGGCAAGACCAAGGAGACAGACGAGAAGACAUCCCCCUUCCUCCGCGAGGUGCAGGUCAGCCUCAUUGACUUCAAGAAGUGCAACAACUACUUGAUCUAUGACAGUUACCUCACCCCAAGGAUGAUGUGUGCUGGGGACCUCCGGGGGGGCAGAGACUCCUGCCAGGGAGACAGCGGGGGACCCCUGGUCUGCGAGCAGAACAACCGCUGGUACCUGGCAGGAGUCACCAGCUGGGGCACGGGCUGUGGCCAGAGAAACAAACCUGGUGUUUACACCAAAGUGACAGAAGUCCUCCCCUGGAUAUACAGCAAGAUGGAGAGUGAGGUGCGCUUCCGGAAAUCUUAAGCGGCUGUCCUGCUCCACCUCACAGCUCUGGCUGCUGUAAAGACUCGGGCCAAAGUGACUGGGCCAUUUGCAACAUCAUCUGGGCUAAAGGCCACCAGACACCUUUGUUACUGCCACCUCCACUGUCUGCUGCUUCUGCGAAUACGCACAAGUGUGUGUGUUUAUGAGUGCGUGUGUGUGUGUGUGUGUGUGUUGUGUUCUCCCAAGGUCUUCAGAAACCAGGAGAGAUGUCAGCUCUUCCCAGACCCCAGGCUGGAAAUCACCUGGAGAUAACAGUUUGGGCACCAUGGAGGUUCCUACGGGGGUGUCCAUAACGGAUGGAGGAGGUAGAGCCUGGGGAAGAGCCUAAAGGUCACAUCAGGAAUUCUUGCUUCUCUGACCUUGACUCGGAGACUAGCCCAGAAUGGGCAGCCCAGGUGACACCACACACCACUGCUGUCCAGGGACAAUAGCAGUUUUCACUGGAGUUCCUGGACUCUCUCUAGUGGGAAGAUAUUCUGUUGGCAGCACGAGCAUCCUGUCCUCUCUCAGGGCUCCUGCUGGCGCCGUGGAUGUGGGGAGCGGGCUGCGCUGUAGCUGUCCAUGCUGACGCCUGGGAACCGGGCUCAGUGUUCUUGUUUGGUCACAGGCUGUUGGGGGCAGAUUUCAUUUCAUUUUAUUUUUAUAUUGAAGAAAUGGUAGUAGAUGUAUUUUUAAAGAUUCUCCAAAAUUCCAGGAGUGAGGAGAGCUAGCAUCAAGCACUCCAAGAACUCUGAGGGACUCAUGGGAGUCUGUUGCUGGAGAGCCCCGCGGAGCAUCCUGGCUUCAAGGGACUGAAGGGGUCCCUUUGAGAAACUCGGGGAAGUGAAUCCUCAUUUGGGCUGGCGGGCAAACCCAACACAAAGAGAGCCACAACUGUCGCUGCAUCCAAGGGCUACAAGCAGAGCAUGAAGACGUGCGUGCUGCUUCCCCGUGGGCCCCCGGAGUCUGGGAAAAUCCAGGCAGACAGGCAUCCCUCCUUCCCAGAACUGUCCUGGGACCUUGGAAUUUCUUCUCAGCUCUCUCCACCUUUCAGUUUCUCAGUUAUUUCUG